Camelina sativa (false flax) is the source of this 1359-nucleotide messenger RNA. RefSeq lists its product as uncharacterized. Lineage: Eukaryota; Viridiplantae; Streptophyta; Magnoliopsida; Brassicales; Brassicaceae. The record is from RefSeq and is a predicted model, not a curated record.
AACCAAAAAAAAAAGAUGAGAAUCAUAAAAAGGCCACAAUUACUAAAUCAGAAAAGUGCCCUUAUAUGUAUCUACAAAGUCCUUUUGGUCCACUUGCAAAGUAGCUCUGUACUUAAUAACCCCAAAAAAGGAGCAAAAAAGAGAGUGACGGAGAUAUGGUAAACGGCGGCGGCGAUAAUAACAGAGCGGAGGCGGAUCAGUGGCUAGAUACAUCGGAGAAGCUCUUGGCUUCAAGUGACUUUCAUGGAGCAAAGACGUUUGCGAUCCGCGCAUGCAAAGCCGACCCGUCUCGAACAUACGUAGCGGACUGUAUCCUCGCAAUCUCCGACACUCUCCUAGCCGGAGAAUCUAUCGUCGGAGAUUCCAAAUUACCGGACUGGUACGCGGUACUCCGACUCGGCCGCCUAACUCGAAACGCCGAACACGUCGCAACUCAGUACCGUAGACUCGCUCUUCUCCUCAAUCCCAAUGUCAACCGUCUCCCUUUCGCCGAUCAAGCGCUUAAGCUGGUCUCUGAUGCUUGGUCCGUCCUCUCUGAUCCACCACGGAAGUCAAUGUACGAUCGAGAGUUGCAGAUGAGUCAAAUUGGUCAACCUUAUAGUCAAACGCAGCACGUUCAAGAUUCGUCAUUACAGAGCCAAGCCGAGACCUUGGAGAAUCCUGUGGCUACGAGCUUUUGGACCGCUUGUCCGUUCUGCUUCUCGCUUUUUGAGUACCCUAAGGUUUACGAGGAAUGCACAUUGAGGUGUCAGCAAUGUAGGAGAGCGUUUGCUGCGGUUAAAACGCAAACGCCACCGGUGGAGAGUAAUGACGAAGGCGUUUACUUUUGUUCAUGUGCUGUGUUCCCAUUACGGAUUCCAGAUCAUGCUAAAACCUUGACUUGGUCACCAAUUGCACCUCUCUUCGUCUGCCCUGCGCAAGGAUCAUCUACUAAUCACCAACCAAGCAUGAAGGAUCCUCCAAGAAACGAUGAUGAUGAUGUAUAUGUCACAAUUUCUGAUGAUGAUGAUGACAUUGUAGAAAUUUCUGAUGAUGAUGAUGAUGAUGAUGAUGAUGAUGAUGCAAGGAAAAACAAGAAGGGAAAUGUUGCGCAUGUUGAACUCAAGCCUGCUUAGUCCAAGUAAAGCUUGUUCUGUUUCUCUCUCUGUCUUUAGUUUGUUUUGUGAUUCCCUUAGGCCCUAUUAGGUUUAUGUAUCGCUUGUUGUUGUCUAUACCAUAGUUAGAAAAUGCUAUAAUAUUGAUUCGUUUGUCGAAUCAAUGUUAGAUUUUGAUGUAUUUUGGUGCUAAAUGCGCUUUAGGUAUGUAAUCCUCUGUACCAUACUGUAACAAAAAACGGGUAUCAGUACGUGCUUACUAUAA